AUCUUGCUCCUGUCCCUGACGGCUUCUCUCGUCGGGGUCACAGGGACGCUACGACCGCCGCCUGGACCCUCCCUCACCAUGUUGUCCCGGGUGGUGCUUUCUGCCGCCGCCACAGCGGCCCCCGCUCUGAAGAACGCGGCUCUCCUAGGUCCAGGGGCACUGCAAACCGCAAGGAUCUUUCACACAGGGCAGCCAAGUCUUGCCCCUGUACCACCUCUUCCUGAAUAUGGAGGAAAAGUUCGCUUCGGGCUGAUCCCUGAGGAAUUCUUCCAGUUCCUUUAUCCUAAAACUGGGGUCACAGGACCUUACAUGCUCGGAACUGGGCUUAUUUUAUAUUUUCUAUCCAAAGAAAUAUAUGUGGUCACCGCAGAAACGUUCUCGAGCAUAGCAACAAUAGGGUUGCUUAUCUAUGGCAUUAAAAAAUAUGGUCCCUCUGUUGCGGAAUUUGCUGAUAAACUCAAUGAGGACAAACUUGCCAAGCUGGAAGAGGCAAAGCAGGCCUCCAUCAAAAGCAUCCAGGAUGCGAUUGAUAUGGAGAAGGCCCAGCAGGCCCUGGUUCAGAAACGCCACUACCUUUUUGAUGUUCAGAGGAAUAAUAUCGCCAUGGCCUUGGAGGUUACGUACCGGGAACGGCUGCACAGAGUGUACCGGGAGGUGAAGAAUCGCCUGGACUACCAUAUCUCUGUGCAAAAUGUGACGCGCCGAAAGGAGCAAGAGCACAUGAUCAACUGGGUGGAGAAGAGCGUGGUGCAGAGCAUCUCUGCGCAGCAGGAAAAGGAAACAAUUGCCAAGUGCAUUCAAGACCUAAAGCUGCUUGCAAAGAAGGCUCAAGCUCAGCCCGUUAUGUAAAUGUGUCUAUACCAAUCAAGACAGCUACACCUGACUAAAUGGAAACUUGUCUGAUGAAGUCAUUCUUUGUAUAUUGCUGUCUACUCACAUUACAGUUUACCUUACUGAAAAUGACGUUUGAGUUGGAUAUAUUCAGAGAAUAAAACACAAUCAUUGGCCAGUAA
Molecule: messenger RNA, 1013 nt
Organism: Echinops telfairi (small Madagascar hedgehog)
Lineage: Eukaryota; Metazoa; Chordata; Mammalia; Afrosoricida; Tenrecidae
Gene: ATP5PB
Product: ATP synthase peripheral stalk-membrane subunit b
Exons: 7
Coding region: 79-849 (256 amino acids)
Biological process (GO): proton motive force-driven ATP synthesis
Molecular function (GO): proton transmembrane transporter activity
Source: RefSeq, a predicted model, not a curated record